This is a messenger RNA of Dermacentor albipictus, 7131 nucleotides long. RefSeq names its product DNA ligase 4 (gene DNAlig4). NCBI's taxonomy places the organism in Eukaryota, Metazoa, Arthropoda, Arachnida, Ixodida, Ixodidae. Gene Ontology annotation, cellular component: DNA-dependent protein kinase-DNA ligase 4 complex; DNA ligase IV complex. Gene Ontology annotation, biological process: DNA biosynthetic process; DNA recombination; nucleotide-excision repair, DNA gap filling. Gene Ontology annotation, molecular function: ATP binding; DNA binding; DNA ligase (ATP) activity. The record is from RefSeq and is a predicted model, not a curated record.
AAAACGACCGGAGAUGCGCUGGGCCAUUUGGCUGGGCGAUGCUGUGUGCACUGUGCGUGCCAAUCAUGGCGCCAAAAGUUUACGCAUUGUUUCUGUAAUUUAGUAGGGAUCAGUUCUUUGCCCUUUUGUUCCAACCGCACAGUACCCUUCGUUGCAGGCUGCCAGUGAUAAAGGUACAAAAAAAAGUGAGGUGUUCCUACGACGCGCUGUGUGGACCGCGAUCUAGACAAAUCGUUGCGUACACUUGAGAAUGUGUUACAUGUUUAUUUUGUCAACGAUUCGUGUGAUAUCAUUAUCUUAAAUCUCACGAGCCAGCCGCACUUUCAUGCCAUGCUGUGUGCAACGAAACUUAGUGAAUGCGUUCGUGCCAUGUAGAGUGAUCUUGAAAUAGUCGAUUGCACUCGAAGGGUCAUUCGAAGACGGCUCCUCGAAAACAAGCUACAAUGGAUACAUCGACGUUUUUAACCACAGUCGCUCAGAAAGUUCCUUUCGGUGACCUGUGCAAGCUCUGCGACAAGAUUUCCGGCAAGCAGGACAGGGGCGACAAGCGGAACCUGCUGGAGAAGUUCAUCGCGUAUUGGCGCGAGUUUCACGACAAACUGCACGCCGCGAAUGGAGUUCAAGCUGCAGCCGAUGAUUCCUUCUUUCCCGCUAUGCGGCUUCUGUUACCGCACCUGGACAGGGAUCGACCGGCGUAUGGAAUCAAAGAAGCCACUCUGGCCAAACUUUAUAUCGACGUGCUCGCCCUCGGCAAGGACAGUCCAGACGCUCAGAAGUUGCUGCGCUACAGAACGCCUCACGUGGCGAAAGCAGAGGCUGGUGACUUCGCCAGCGUUGCAUAUUUGGUGCUGCGAAAUCGCUGCCCGACCAAAGGGACGCUCACAGUAGCCGACGUCAAUCAGCUUUUGGAUGAAGUGUCUGAUGCACACGCUCACGGCGGCGCCGAAGGCAGUCGGCGGACGAGAGAUGCGUUAUGCACGCUGCUGCGCCGUACUUCUGCCGCAGAACAAAAGUGGCUGGUGAGAAUGAUUCUAAAGGAGAUGAAAAUGGGCAUGAGCGAAGGGAGUAUCCUUUCCUGCUAUCAUCCGGACGCGCAGGACGUCUUUGACAACAGCAGCAGUCUCUCGAAGGUUUGUAGAGAACUGAAAGACCCGAAAAUUCGGCAGCACGUUGUUCAAGUCACACUGUUCAACGCCGUGCGACCAAUGCUGGCCGAGCGAGCAGAGCCGCGCUCUGUCGAGCGUCUCUUGAAUCACGAGCCCUUCUUCGCCGAGACCAAGUUUGAUGGCGAGCGGCUGCAGGUGCACAAGGAUGGCUCAGAGUUCAGGUACUUCACACGACGCAGCCAUGACUAUAGUUCUGACUUCGGAGCCAAUGCUGAUGAAGGAUCUUUGACACAGUACAUAGCUAAGUCCUUUCAAAGCCAUGUAAAAAGUUGCAUCUUAGAUGGAGAGGUAAUAGGAUAUGACCCUAGGAAUGAUCGUCUUGUUUCAAAAGCUUCUCAUGUAGAUGUGAAAAGUUUAACAGAGAGUUCAUCAUUACAGCCCUGCUUUGUAGCCUUUGAUAUACUCCUCCUGAAUGGACAGGUAGUCACCAACAAGCCUCUUCAGGAGAGAGUCAAGCUUCUUGAUCAGGCUGUAGUGGAAGUUCCUGGCAGAAUACUGAUCUCUAAAAGGCAGAAUGGUUCGACACGAGAUGAUGCUGUUCGUUUUCUAAACCAAUCAAUCGAAGACCAAGAAGAAGGCAUUGUUCUAAAAAGGCUUUCUUCUGUCUACAAACCUAAUGCAAGAAAAGCUGGCUGGCUAAAACUCAAGCCAGAGUAUGUAGACAACUUAGUUUCAGAUCUAGACAUGCUUAUUCUCGGUGGGUAUUUUGGAGAAGGACGUCGCAGUGGUAUUGUCUCUCACUUUCUCUUGGGUGUCGCCAGUGGAGACUGCGACGACAAUGGUUUGCCACGGUCUUUCUGGUCAGUAGCGAAAGUGGGCUCGGGGUACAGCUUGAAAGAACUGGAUGACCUGCUUGCCAAAUUGACAUCCAAAUGGAAAGUUUAUGACCCGAAAAGACCUCCAGAAAAGCUUGUACUUGCGCAGGGCCUUAAAGAAAAACCAGACUUAUACCUUGAGCCAUCAGACUCUGUAGUGCUUCAGAUAAAAGCUUCGGAGCUGGUUCGUAGUAGUCAGUUCAGGACAGGUAUAACAUUGCGAUUUCCUCGUGUGGCUGCCAUUCGCCAUGAUAAGCCAUGGCAAGAUGUGCUGUCAUAUUCAGAGCUUUGUGAACUAGAGAAGGCAGCUGGUGGGAAACUGGCUACUGCCACUGUUGGCUAUGAUGACGAUGAUGGUGGUUCACCAGCAAAAAAGAGGCGCAUCGGAGCCAGCGUAAAGGCGUCUUUAGGCACACACUUUCAGCCAGCCAAUUUGUCUGAUGCAGUGAAGAAGCGAAGUACUCUUCAGGGAAAAGAGCUGUGCAUUCUGACUGGCUGUGGUGAUGUCACAAAGCAGAUGCUGGAAGUCCAGGUCGCUGAAUUGGCAGGCACCAUUGUCCAAAAUCCCAGCAAGGAAACAUUUUGUGUUGUUGCAGAGAAGCUAAACUUCAGAGCACGCAGUUUCAUCAAAUCGAGAAAAUGGGAUGUCGUUAAAGCAGACAAGUUUCUUGCACUUCUCAGUUCCCCUGAGCUUCGGCCAUGGGAGCCAGCAGACCUGUGGUGCUCCUGCACUGAAACAGAAAACCGGCUGAAGAGCUUGUUUGAUGAAUACGGUGAUAGCUACACAGCCCCUGUGACGGCAAGUUCUUUGCAGGAACUUUUUGCAACCAUUCCCAAAGAGGCGUGGAGCCAUGUUGAUGACUUAUCAGGGUUCAUAUUUAAGUUUGAGCAGGAGAACUUUGUUUCUCGGCCAGAGUGGGGCCUAUUCAGAAACUGCACAUUGAGACUGAGCGAGGAUAGUGAAUUAAAUAGACUAAUUAUUAGAUUGCAUGGUGGUAAGGUUUUGAACACUCCAGGGGAUGGGGAAGCUGACAAUGCAGUUUUUGAUUCGUAUAGCAUGGAUACUUCGGACGAAGUGUUGGAAGUGGAUAGUGAAUGGAUAGAUGAAUGCAUUCGAGCUGGUGAACUGCCUCUUUUUUCAUGAGUGGCUCCUACUCUGUCAUAGUGCCUCUUGGAAGCAGGGCAUGGCUAUUGCACCUGUGUAGCCAAAGCAUUAAUGUAUCACUAUUUGCAAAUCAAAAUGGCUGCCAGUACAAUGAAAGCUCUUGCAACUUGCUGUACUUGGAAACAGAAGCACUUCUUGUGUGCUUGUACUCUGUAAAAGAAUAUGACUGUGCAGCACUUGUAUAUGUAGAACUGCAUGUCGAUAAAAGCACAAUUGACUUUUUUUCAAUUCGCCUAUACACAUGGGCAUACACCCUCACCCCAGCAGCAUUGCCAUUACUGUAGGGCAGUUGUGCAAAGUGAGCGCGCGAUUCCUUGCAUUAUCUGUGGCAAUUACAUGGGCUUGAGGAAUUGAAUAAUAUAUUUGCUCAUUUUCUGGGCGAGAAUAUUGGUUAAAGGAGACAUUUCAGCAAUUAGUGGGAAAGACUGCAAGCUGUUUUGUCAGUGAAAAGGCUCCGUGAACUAACACUCAAGCGAUAGGUCAAUUGUUCGCAGUGGGUCUUAUGCCAGGCACUUCCUGUGCUGUCAAUUACACAAAUCGGCAAGGAAUGUCGAACUUGUUGUACUGGUGUGGCGCACACAGUCAAUUAAAAAAAGAAAAUAUGAUACCAGUGAGUCAUCACACCAUUCUUGCUGAGUGAGGCAAGCCUGUGUCUGGUACCAGCACACCACCAGCACUGUAAACAUUUGAAUUGCACUUGCUUCCCUGAUGAGCGACAAUCUCAUGGGCAUCAUUAAGGAGUGCGCAAUAGAAGUCGGUGGUAACACCAUUUAACAGGAAACCAGUAAGCUAUCGCAGGAGACGAAAGAUCUGAUCAAGAAACGCCAAUGUAUGAAAGCCUCUAACCCUACAGCUAGAAUAGAACUGGCAGAACUUUCUAAGUUAAUCAACAAGCGUAAGACAGCGGACAUCAGGAACUAUAAUAUGGAUAGAAUUGAACAGGCUCUCAGGGACGGAGGAAGCCUAAAUACAGUGAAGAAGAAACUAGGAAUAGGCAAGAAUCAGAUGUGUACGUUAAGAGACAAAGCCGGCAAUAUCGUUACUAAUAUGGAUGAGAUAGUUCAAGUGGCUGAGGAGUUCUAUAGAGAUUUAUACAGUACCAGUGGCACCCACGACGAUAGUGGAAGAGAGAAUAGCCUAGAGGAAUUCGAAAUCCCACAGGUAACGCCAGAAGAAAUAAAGAAAGCCUUAGGAGCUAUGCAAAGGGGGAAGGCAGCUGGGGAGGAUCAGGUAACAGCAGAUUUGUUGAAGGAUGGUGGUCAGAUUGUUCUAGAGAAACUGGUCACCCUGUAUACGCAAUGCCUCAUAACCUCGAGCGUACCGUAAUCUUGGAAGAACGCUAACAUAAUCCUAAUCCAUAAGAAAGGGGACGCCAAAGACUUGAAAAAUUAUAGACCAAUCAGCUUACUGUCCGUUGCCUACAAAGUAUUUACUAAGGUAAUCGCAAAUAGAAUCAGGAACACCUUAGACUUCUGUCAACCAAAGGACCAGGCAGGAUUCUGUAAAGGCUACUCAACAAUAGACCAUAUUCACACUAUCAAUCAAGUGAUAGAGAAAUGUGCAGAAUAUAACCAACCCUUAUAUAUAGCUUUCAUUGAUUACGAGAAAGCGUUUGAUUCAGUCGAAACCUCAGCAGUCAUGGAGGCAUUACGGAAUCAGGGUGUAGAUGAGCCAUAUGUAAAUAUACUGGAAGAUAUCUAUAGCGGCUCCACAGCCACCGUAGUCCUCCACAAAGAAAGCAACAAAAUCCCUAUAAAGAAAGGCGUCAUACAGGGAGAUACGAUAUCUCCAAUGCUAUUCACAGCAUGUUUACAGGAGGUAUUCAGAGGCCUGGAGUGGGAAGAAUUGGGCAUAAAAGUUGGUGGAGAAUACCUUAGCAACUUGCGAUUCGCUGAUGAUAUUGCCUUGCUUAGUAACUCAGGAGACCAAUUGCAAUGCAUGCUCACUGACCUGGAGUGGCAAAGCAGAAGGGUGGGUCUGAAAAUUAAUCUGCAGAAAACUAAAGUAUUGUUUAACAGUCUCGGAAGAGAACAGCAGUUUACGAUAGGUAGCGAAGCACUGGAAGUGGUAAGGGAAUACGUCUACUUAGGGCAGGUAGUGACCACGGAUCCGGAUCAUGAGACUGAAAUAGCCAGAAGAAUAAGAAUGGGUUGGGGUGCGUUUGGCAGGCAUUCUCAAAUCAUGAACAGCAGGUUGCCACUAUCCCUCAAAAGGAAAGUGUAUAGCAGCUGUGUGUUCCCAGUACUCACAUAUGCGGCAGAAACCUGGAGGCUUACGAAAAGGGUUCUGCUGAAAUUGAGGACGACGCAACGAGCUAUGGAAAGAAGAAUGAUAGGUGUAACGUUAAGGGAUAAGAAAAGAGCAGAUUGGGUGAGGCAACAAACGCGGGUAAACGACAUCUUAGUUGAAAUCAAGAAAAAGAAAUGGGCAUUGGCCGGACAUGUAAUGAGGAGGGAAGAUAACCGAUGGUCACUAAGGGUUACGAACUGGAUUCCAAGGGAAAGGAAGCGUAGCAGGGGGCGGCAGAAAGUUAGGUGGGCGGAUGACAUUAAGACGUUUGCAGGGACAACAUGGCCACAAUUAGUACUACAUGACCGGGCUAGUUGGAGAAGUAUGAUAGAGGCCUUUGCCCUGCAGUGGGCAUAACUAGGCUGAUGAUGAUGAUGAUGCUUCCCUACUACUGGUUCGGGAGUUUCAAUGAUGUUUUAAUCGACUAGUAUGUAUAUUGCAGGGUUUUUACCAUUUGCUGAAAAAUGCAGGCGGAGAUAGCUGUACAGUUACUUGGGGCAAAAUGAAAAGAGUUAUGUCGCCACACAGCCAAUCAGAAUGCAUCGUACAAGACCAAAGCGACACACCCGUGAUACCACAGUUUACCCAACUCGCAAGUCUUUUUUUUUCUCAGGCAAACAAAGCUUUAUGCACCUGAUAAAGGAACAUGUUACCUCCACACACCUUCUGCACUCCUCCCCCUCCCACCCCCCUUAUCCAUGCCAUAUGAUACAUAUCUCGAGAUAAAACAGCACUUUCCCUGCAGUACAUUCACAGUACGUGUGCAGAACUUUUGCAUGUUGUUUGUUCAUCAUGAGCUGCUUGCACUGCCCACUCUUAAGGGGAAGCUUUUGCAUGCGUAUGUUGACUACCUUAUUCAUGUCGAGCCACUCUAAACGACGGUUGAGUUUAUCCUGAAGAAAAUCCUGUCGCAAUGCUUUUGCCACUCACACAUGUAUUCACCAGUUGGGUCAAAGUAGUGGCCAAGCUGUUGAAGAAUAAAGACUGGCACAUCUCUCAAAUGUUGGUUACAAAUGGCCUGCACGUCGCGUCAGCAUGUUGUCUUCGCAUCGGUAUAUGGAAAAUGGGCUAUCGCUACACAUGAGCAAAUAAGUGCACGCUGGAGCAGGACGAUAAGAAGCUACUUCAACAACACAAAAAAAGAAGCAGAAGCAGGGAUGGUCGCCAUGAGAGACUGCUUGGUCAAGUAUUAUCACUGCGUAGAGGCGAGAAUCAGGGGGGACGUGUGUGUCUUGCCCGUCAAAUUUAGUUGAAGUAGUGGCCACUAUAGGGUUGGCGUAUUGGAAAAAGGUCCAUUGCAGCUACCUUUACCCAUUGGUCUCUGGUAUCAUAGCGGUGUGUUGAAACAUGCUUUGUUCUUUAGCUUCUACCAGUCCCAUUGAGAGAGAUGGCAGUCCAAUGUGUGCAGUCCAUCCACUCAUUUCAAGAUUGAAACUUUUCUGCUGUUGUUUGCAAUCGCAAGCUACACUUAGCUGUGUUAAUAAAACGAUUUUGUACAUGCGCUGCUUAUCUCCUCAAAUGAAUUGUGUAAAUGUACUGUUUACAAUUUUUAACUUAACCAUGUAGUAUUUGCCUUGUUUUGAAUUUACAGAUUUUAGUAUGCAAUGGAUUUGUGAAGUGAUAAAUGAGGUGAUUGUUGCUGUGCUUUUAGCUGUGUUUUUGUGAUUGUGAGAAAUAAAGUCAAGUUUUAAUGAUA